CUCAUUUUCUCCAAGCUACGACUUAUCUCGUACUCUGCCAGAAGAUCAUUUUGUCGGUUUUUCACAGAGCACAGCUUUUCUGAAAAGGCGGUGCCGAGAACGUGCACCCGUUCUGAAGAGCAUUUCGUUUUGUCUGUGUCGUGGACUCCUGCCUCUACUUUCCCCGCCUGUGCCUUCUUUUCCUUCACCAACGUCCAGUCACCCAUCUUUCACUCUUUCUGAUACUCCCCACUCAUUUUUACUCUGUUCAUCUUCUCUCUCUAUUCAUCUUCUUUCCAACAAAUCUACUCCGCCAUAAGCAGCUCUCUGCCUGAGCCUACGCUCUGCCUGCUAUACUUGAUUACGCCAAAGUUCGAUGGUUGGUUUCUCAACACCUUACGGUCGAUCAGAAUUGAGUCCCCCGGCAGUAACCAUGGUAAAAGGUCGCCGUCGCUGGCGACGACCUUGGGCUUUCUUCCGGUCGAUUGUUCAAUCCUUUCCCCAUUGGGGUCCUCGAGCAUCCGCAAACAAGCCUUCUGAUCCACCUUCCUCCACACAUGCUCCUACAAGCCAUGGGCCGGGGAUAGCUCUCCCUUCGACGGUGAUUGAAAACAUGGGUGAAGCAAUUGUGGCUGCUGCGGGAGUGGAUUCAUCGGUCGCGAGCGGGACACCAAGCACGGUCACCGUACACUACACCUGUGCUGAGAACAACACCGUUCCUGCCUGUCGGAUCGAUCAUACAUCAAGUCAGUCAACACAAAAAGCCAUGAGCGAGAUUCAAGGUCCGCUCAGCUUGGGGAAUGCACAUCUUGAGAGCAGCGAGAGGAGUGAGAAAGAAAUUAUCAUCCCACUACCACUCCCCUUGGAGCCAAUUCCAGCCCAAGGCGGUCCUGAAGCCCCUGAAGUGUCCAGUGGUGAUGAUGAUGAUGAUGAUGAUGAUGAUGACGAUGACGACUUCUUCACUCCGACAGCAACAGUGGUAACGGCCGAUCCCAACAUCACGAUCGAGGUUCUGGCCGCGCUGGAUAGCCAGGCAAGAGCGAGUAUUAUGAAGAAGAGUAUCCAAGAGCAAGCGAAGCUGAUACUAGAGCCCUGCAACCUCGUGUUACUACCCCUCGGAUCCACACUGAACAACUACAAGAUCUCUGUUCUUGGAAUUGUGCGGGAUGUUGACUGGUACUUUGCGGCAACGGCUCGUACGUACACCACGGACUUUUAUGUAGUGGACAUUGAAGAGUUCGACGUGGUUAUUGGCCAACCGACGAUCAAACAAUAUGGACUUCUCAGAAAGCACACCGAGAUUCCACGACGUGUUCUUCGGCGCCUUUGAGGGGUUAAUAUACUUAGAAAGACGGAGAGGCGGCGGAGGGUGCACAGAAAGAAGGGCACGCAUGCAGCGCAUAUAUCAUAUGUCCUAUCCGCGUUGAGGUGCGGGCAGUGACACGUCUCAUGCACUACGUCCAUUUCCUCGCCCUGUCCUACUUCCAUUGAUGCAACUCACUUCUCUCCUCCCGAGGAGAUUUUUUUUUCAGUUUUUAUUCGUGCAUUUUACUGUGGUUGGUGUUUGGAACCUUGGGGUUCAAAGAGAAUAAAACAUAGAUGGCAAACGGUGGGGUGGGCAUAAUGCUGAUUUAGAAUUGUUUUGAGACCCACAACCAGCAACUUCCACCCUUUGCUUUUCCUGCUGUUUGUUAUCCCAACUUUGAAGUUGUUCCUGCUGUUUCCGACCGGCCCAGGAUCGUUGCAUGCUUAGCAUGUAUCCGGUGCUUUGUUUGCUUGCUUAUUCU
Aspergillus brunneoviolaceus CBS 621.78 is the source of this 1766-nucleotide messenger RNA. RefSeq names its product retropepsin-like aspartic protease. The record is from RefSeq and is a predicted model, not a curated record. NCBI's taxonomy places the organism in Eukaryota, Fungi, Ascomycota, Eurotiomycetes, Eurotiales, Aspergillaceae. Bases 413 to 1309 code for a protein of 298 amino acids. The transcript has 2 exons.